AUUCAGCAUGGUUGCUUCCACAACUCCCUUCCCAAACUCAGAGGGACUCUGGCUGAGGCGAGAGGGCCGGUUACUACUGCAAUAAUCAUGACACCAGGAGCAAAGAAGGGGAUUUUGGAGCGUCUGGAUGCAGGAGAGAUCGUUAUUGGGGACGGAGGCUUUGUCUUCGCCCUUGAGAAGAGAGGUUAUGUCAAAGCGGGACCGUGGACACCUGAGGCUGCAGCUGAGUACCCUGAAGCAGUGCGCCAGCUGCACAGAGAGUUUCUGAGAGCAGGCUCCAACGUCAUGCAGACGUUCACUUUCUACGCAAGCGAUGAUAAACUGGAGAACAGAGGCCACACUCAGCGCUUCACUGGUCAGCAAAUAAACGAAGCAGCUUGUGACCUGGCCAGGGAGGUGGCUGAUGAGGGUGAUGCUCUGGUGGCAGGAGGAGUCUCUCAGACCCCCGCUUACCUCAGCUGCAAGAGCGAGACUGAAGUCAAGGCCAUCUUUCAGAAACAGACGGACGUCUUUGUAAAGAAAAAUGUGGACUUCUUGAUUGCAGAGGUAUUUGGUGAACAUUGUUAGUUAACCCCUUGAAACCCAAGCAAA
Messenger RNA from Plectropomus leopardus (leopard coralgrouper), 591 nucleotides. The record is from RefSeq and is a predicted model, not a curated record. NCBI's taxonomy places the organism in Eukaryota, Metazoa, Chordata, Actinopteri, Perciformes, Serranidae.